CACACAAGCGGCUGUGCAGUCCACGUCGGGGUAGAAGAUUCGUGCGCGUGCGUCUCGAUUGCUCAGAAAUCGGGCGUCACUUCACUCCCUCUAAAAGUUAGUUUUUUCUUACUUGUACCCGCGCUUCGAUGGAGGACGAGGCGAACAGUGCUGCCGAGUCACCAGCAUCCACCGGCAAUGUUCAUGUCAUAGGAGGUGCUGCUGCUGCUGCUGUUGAGGCUGCUGAGGCCGAUGCAGCUGCCGUCUACGCGUCGCUGCACUCGGACGACGCAGCAGCAGCCGAGGCCGCGUUGGCUUCGCUGGCCGACCAACCCGCGACCGAGUCCAGCACGAGCCCCAACAUUGCUGCAGCAAGUGCACAGUCCCGCCACGACACGUUGUCUGGCUCAGACGCGAGUCUGGCAGGCCUCAUUGAGCUGUCUCCGUCGCCGUUGAGCGAUGACGCGGGUGUUGAGGCUGAGGCCACCGACGGCCCAUCUCCAAGUGCGUCUGCGAGCCCCGACGACGACGAGAGGAAUGCCGUGUUUGAAAUCUCAGACUUUACGACGGCGUCGCACUGGGAGCGAUUCACUUCAAGUCUAGAGCAGCUCUUCCGAAAGUGGGGCGUUGACCAGCAGCAGUGUCCGACACUCGCGACACUCCCAACGGCACUUGCUGGACUGCCGGGUUCCUCGGAGCGCUAUUGCAGCCAGGUGCUCAACUUGUCAGAGACCCUGGUGCGCGUCACGCUGUUCUUUGAUGCUCGCCUUCAAGACACGACGGCUACAGCGCACAUUCGCGGCAUGACGACCUCCGUCGCGGCGAAUCUUCGCAAUAACUUGGUCCACACGCACGCGACCGCACAAAUGAUGCAGACUUCUGGUGAUUUUGUUUUUGACACGCACGAUCUCGGCAACUGGUUUGGGCUCAACCAAUACAUUGCAGUCACUUCGGCGAACGGCGGAUCCAUCUCUCCUUCAGACGCCAAGCUGAUUUUCAGUUCUCUGAAUUUGGCGGCAGUACAAUCGCGAUGCGUCAUCCCACUUUUCGUUCAAGUGUACGAGCCAUGGCGCAAAAUGUAUCUCGGAAGCAGCUGCGAUGCGGAAGCACACACCAAAUUCGACACGCUCACCCUGCAGAGCGGUCCAGUACACUACCGCCAUUUGACCGGGCUCGUUGAUUUGUUCAACUCGAAACUUGCGCUUCCUCCCGCCCUGGCUGCCACCGUCUUGACGACUGUUGCCGUGCGCUUUACCUAUGUCUUGUCAUGGUGGUUUUCAACAGGCAGUGUCGGAGGUGUUUCACCCAGCUCAUCGACCGACACCAGCGCGCUCGGUCCGGCGACAUACUCGCAGGAUGCUGCUGCUGCUGCUGCUGCUGCUGCUGUUGAACCUGUUCCCGCGACGACUGGGGAUCGCACAUGGCUCGAAUGGGGCUGCACCGUCGACCCCGUGUCUUCGUUGCAGGUAGCAGCUGGCUGGCCGGCAUGUCCGGCAGACCAUCUUGUCGAUAACAGUGUCCAUUCCGACUUGAAUUGGUCUGUCGCCCCUGAGCUCCGGGCGCGCAUUGUCUCGCUGGCUCACCAAAAGCUGACCGUGAACACGUUUGAUCUGCUGUUGCUUACUUCCAAUGUGAGGCAGUUUACCUUGGGCUGCCACUCGCGCGAAUCGCUCCAGCAGUUGCUUUCCAGGUUUGCCGCGCAGUCAGCUCCUCCACCGUCCUUCCCUGGCAGUGCUCCCAAUUCUGAUCUCGUAAAGCAGCGCGCAGCCAUGUCGAUGCGCAUCACUGCAAUUUUGGAAGACUUGCUCGCACCGUCCGACCGCACCGCCACAACACUACUCCCCGUUCCCGCUCGCUUGACCAAAGCCGCUCCACGCAACAGCCUUUGUUACGCACUGUCAUUGUACUUUUGCUUUUUGAACAAAUCCGUGGGUCUGCCAUCUGUUGCCGCUCUUUGGCGAGAGUUUCUUCAUGCCAUCCGUCGACACUGGGAGAAGCUGCAAGUCCUACCACGCGUCUUCACAGAGCCAACUGCUGAUUCUCAUACUACAUCACACGCCGAGCCCGACAUGUCCGCAUGUCUGUUGUACCAAAAGCUUCAAAUGCUCAACCUGUGCAUCACGAGCAAGCUGCGCAUGGACCGACUUCGGCACCAGGCAUCCGCUUCCUCAUCCGUCACCCCGCUUCCCGUUGGCUCAUCCAGCAAAAGCCAUGCCAAUGGCGAGGAUGACGACGGAGAUGAUGAAGACGAGUUCUUCCUUGCACCCGAAACAGAGGACGAUCGUGCAGCUGCGUCGUCCGCCCAACAACAACAACGACUGGGUGUUCUUCGCGAGACGCCCUUAUUGAUGAUGGACACGCACCAGCCAAUCUGUGUGCCUCUUACACAGGAGCCCGCACCAAUGACGGAGGACAUGGUGUACGAGCAGCAGCAGAUUUUGAUCAAGUUGGGCGAGAGCGAAGAAGGCGCUCGCAUUCGAGUUCGCAUGCAGGCAUCCUCGUUGCUGUCUGACAUGGAAGCGUUCAAAGCUGCCAAUCCCGGGUGCCGUCUUGAGGACUUUGUGCGCUGGCAUUCGCCGCGGGACUGGAUUUUGCCAGACGCGCCCACCAGCAAUCCAAGUCCAGUUGAAGAAGAUGUCAACGGUUCUCUGGGCCACCUGAGUCAGCGCUUUCAGCAACCAGGGAACACUUGGGUGGAAGUGUGGGAGGGAGCGCGGUCUGUGCCCGUCGCCAAGCAGCGGUCACUGUUUGAUUUCACCAAGGAGGCGGAAAAGGUGCUGCACUUCCUCGAAAACCUUCCUCCGGCGACCCUGUUGACACAACUUCUUCCCUGCGUGCUCGAUGCGGCAUUGGCCACGUUUGACGAGUCGUCGCCGGUUUCGAAAUGGCCCUCCUGCGCCCCUGUCAUCCGCGACCUGGAGUUUGCCAGCAGCAUUCUUUCCAAAGAUCUUGCAGCUGCAUUUGCCGCUGCCAUGUCCGGACAAACGGCAAAUUCGGCCCCGACAGGCCUGAUCUCUGCAGCCGUUGAAUCGUUGACGAACUUGACUCCAACCACCUCGCUUUACGGUUCCAACCUGUCUGGCGGGAGUGGGGGUAUGCUUCACAUGCUUGCCUUUUCCGCGCAUCCAACGCUCGACACCAAGCUACAUCAGGUUCUUGGUGCGAUGGCGCGAGUGGAGCUGACUGUUGCGACCGCCAUGUCCUUGCAGCAAAAGCUCUCGGCAGCUCCGGACUUGGCCAACGCCCUGACCAGCGGACACGAGCUUGUCUUGAACGACGCGCACCGAGCGCUUGUCAUGCAGCUUCUCGCCUCAAAGAAUCUUGGCUGGGAUGUUCCCGCGGCCGCGGCCAACAAGAGCACGGCAAAGCCCGCGCACCACUCUGAAGCCUCCUCUACACCCGGCGAACCUCGCGGUCUGCGACCCACCACGCGCGAGUUUAUUUUGCGAGCGUUUGCGCCACGACCUGGAACGCCAGGAGCGCGUUUUGCCGCACACCGGAUGUACUGUCUGCAGGGAGAAGGCGAAUUCCGCAUUGCCGGAGCCUUCACCACCGACACUGUCUACCACUAAACUGCGUUUGAAAUGCGCGAUGCGGCUGACUGACAUUCACGCAUGCAGACAUUUACGGUGUGCCCUUUAGUGGUUGCUUUGCUUCACUUUGGCCUGCAUUGUACCGUACCUCUUUGAACCUGCACAGUAUUUUUUGUACAUGCACAUGAAAGCUGGGUUUUCCCCUCCUUGCUUGUUGACCUCCAUCC
Capsaspora owczarzaki ATCC 30864 is the source of this 3739-nucleotide messenger RNA. RefSeq lists its product as hypothetical. Gene Ontology annotation, molecular function: GTPase activator activity. Gene Ontology annotation, biological process: positive regulation of GTPase activity. The transcript is spliced from 5 exons. Lineage: Eukaryota; Filasterea; Ministeriida; Capsasporidae. Bases 129 to 3551 code for a protein of 1140 amino acids. The record is from RefSeq and is a predicted model, not a curated record.